Molecule: messenger RNA, 231 nt
Organism: Racocetra fulgida
Lineage: Eukaryota; Fungi; Glomeromycota; Glomeromycetes; Diversisporales; Gigasporaceae
Source: the annotation of a GenBank genome assembly
CUUAUUAAUUUAUUGAAAGAAUUUAUUGAAGAAAUGGACAGUAACAAGUCAUCAGAUUCAAAAGAAAGUGUACAAGAUGAUAAUAUCAGUGAUAAAGAAAAUCAAACACCUGCAACAACUGUACUAAAAGGUUUAAAUCCUUCUAUAAAAGUUCUAAAUCUUCAACAAAAAAUCAGCACCGAUAUAAAAAGUGUAGAAAUAUUGGGCACUAUCAAAAGAAUUGCAAGGUAA